CAACCCUGCCCUCGUCAGGAGGUAGCACCCCGCGCCACUUGCCGCCCCAAGGUGGUCCGCAAAGGCACCUACGCGUGGCAGCAACGCGACCCUAGCUCUCAAUCCCGAGUACCCCGCGCCCCGACCUGCGUUAGCGCUUGUUGACGCCAAUGUGGGCGUGUCGGCGCGACGCGCGACGUCUUGACGUGCCGACAGGGCGACUGCGUCAGUCUGAGCGGGCUGCCGUUCUCAAGUCAUUUCCGGACGUUGCCGCGGGAGUUCGGUUGUCUCAGGCCCGGUAGGCGGCGGCGGCGGCGCGCGUGCGCGCUCCCGCUGUGCUGUGGAGCCAGCGGCUGCGCCAAGGCCCAGCGGAGCGAGCCAGCUUUAUCUCGGCCUUUUUGCGUGCUUGGUCGCUACCUGUAGGCUAAGUCGGCAAAAUGAGCUGCAGCAACUUGGAUGGGAACAACGACUUUGAUGAGCAGUUGCGAAUGCAAGAAUUGUAUGGAGACACCAAGGACGGAGACACCCAGAAAGAUCCCGAUAGAGAAACCAGUUCUUUUGGACAGCCGCCAGAUGACACCCCCUACGAGUGGGACCUGGACAAGAAGGCUUGGUUCCCCAAGAUCACUGAAGAUUUCAUUGCUACCUAUCAAGCGAAUUAUGGCUUUUCUAAUGAUGGUGCAUCUAGCUCUACUGCAAAUAUACAAGAUGUUAGUGCUAGCCCCGCAGAGGAACCACCACAAAGAAAUGCCCCUGAACCCACUGAUCCCAAAAAGAGGGGAGAAAAGAGAAAGGCUGAAUCAGGAUGGUUUCAUAUUGAAGAAGACAGAAAUACAAAUGUAUACGUGUCUGGUUUGCCUCCAGACAUUACAGUGGAUGAAUUUAUACAGCUCAUGUCCAAGUUUGGCAUUAUUAUGAGAGAUCCUCAAACAGAAGAAUUUAAGGUCAAGCUUUACAAAGAUAAUCAAGGAAAUCUUAAAGGAGAUGGGCUUUGCUGUUAUUUGAAGAGGGAAUCUGUGGAUCUCGCAUUAAAACUUUUGGAUGAAGAUGAAAUUCGAGGCUACAAAUUGCAUGUUGAAUUAGCAAAGUUUCAACUGAAGGGGGAAUAUGAUGCCUCGAAGAAGAAGAAGAAGUGCAAGGACUAUAAGAAAAAGCUGUCUCAGCAACAAAAGCAGUUGGAUUGGAGACCUGAGAGAAGGGAUGCGCCAUCCCGAAUGCGCCAUGAGCGAGUCGUCAUCAUCAAAAAUAUGUUUCAUCCUAUGGAUUUUGAGGAUGAUCCACUGGUGCUGAAUGAGAUCAGAGAAGAUCUUCGAGUAGAGUGUUCAAAGUUUGGACAAAUUAAGAAGCUCCUUCUAUUUGAUAGACAUCCAGAUGGUGUAGCCUCUGUAUCCUUCAGGAAUCCAGAGGAAGCUGAUCAUUGUAUUCAAACCCUUGACGGACGGUGGUUUGGUGGCCGCCAAAUCACUGCCCAAGCAUGGGAUGGAACUACAGAUUAUCAGGUGGAGGAGACCACAAGAGAAAGGGAGGAAAGGCUGAAAGGAUGGGAGGCUUUCCUCAAUACUCCUGAGGCCAAUAAAGGUCUUCAGCGUUCAAAUUCCAUUUGUGCUUCAGAAAGGGCAGGGCCUUCUAGAGUAAGGCAUUUUUCAGAGCACCCUAGCACAUCUAAAAUGAAUGCUCAAGAAGCUCCAGCUGAAGUGGAAUUUGAAGAACCUAUAGAUGAAAAGAAGUUUGAAAAAACAGAAGAUGGGGGAGAAUUUGAAGAAGAUGGUAAAGAAAGUGGCCCCCCAAAAGAGGAAGAAGGUUGCCUCCAAAAAGAAUUUGAAGGUGGCUGCCUUGAAAGAAAGUCUGAGAAAGACUGCCCCAAAAGAGAGCACGAAGACCUUGAAAGACAGUCUGGAGAAGGCAGUCCCAAAAUAGAGUUUGAAGAGGGUGGUCCUAAAGAAGAGUCUGAAAUGAAUGGCCGUGGAAGAGAAUCCAAAAAGAAGCGGCUCAAAAAUGAUUUUGAAGAGAAUGGCCUUGAAAAGAAGUCUGAGGAAGAUGGCCCCAACAAGGAGUCUGGAGAAGAGAAUGGCCCCCAAAAGGAGUUUGAAGAAGAUGAGUCAGAAAGAGAAUCUGAAGAAGACUGCCCUGAAAAGCUGUUUGAAAAUGGCUCUGAAAAAGAAUUUGAAGAAAACGGCCUCAAAAAAGAGCUCGAUGAGAAUGGCUGUGACAAGGAAUUUAAUGAAAACGUGUUUGAAAAAGAGUUAAAAGAAAAUGACUCUGAAAAAUCAGAAUUUGAUGAUGAUAGCUCUGAAAAAGUGUUUGAAGAGGAAGGCUCUGAGAGAGAGUUUGACAAAGAGUCCGAUGAAAAGGAAGGAGGGGAAGAUACAUAUGAAAAAGUUUUUGAUGAUGAGCCUGAUGAAAAAGAAGAUGAGGAAGAUGCUGAUGAAAAGGAGGAAGAUGAUGGAGAUGAAAAGAUGUUUGAAUACUCAGAUGAAAAAGAAGAUGAAGUAGAUGCAAAGGAGGGUGAAGAAGAAGGUAUAGAUGAAAACAUGUUUGAAGAUGAUUCCAAUGAGAAGUUGUUUGAUGAAGAUUCCUGUGAGAAGUUGUUUGAUGAUUCUGAUGAGAAAGGAACUGUGGGUGAUUUGGGGAAUGUUCAGGAAGAAGGGGCCCUGUCCACAGGCAGCAGCUUUAUCCUCAGCAGUGAUGAUGAUGAUGAUGAUGAUAAUGAUAUUUAAUCCCUUAAAUUUACUUUUGAGGGCUGUUCCUCUAUCUACAUUUUGCCUAUGCUCCAGGGUAAUUACUAGUAGUGUUAACAUGAACAUGUGCAUAGUAGUAAGAUGCCAUCAGAUUAAUGAACAAUUUCAUUGUUUCCUAUACCUAAUGAUUUUAAAUAUAUGUUAAUUGGCUCUUAAGUUAAAACUUAAUAGUAUAAUGCAAGUAAACUGGAUACUCAUCCUUUGUCAGAUUUGUUAAAUGCAUGCAGAAUAUUUUUUAAAGUAUUCUGAUUGAAUUUUGUGAUAUUCAAAAAUAAAAAUAAGUUGUUAAUAUGCGGAAACUGAAAACUGGACUUGAGUUAAAUUGCAUUUUAAAUUCUUGCUAUUGCUUUAUUCAUACCUAAGCUUAGUUUUUUAAGGAUUUGUAAAAUCUCAUAGGAAUCUCCUUGCUUCUAGCUUAUAUUACCCCUUAUGUCCCUAUUUCUCCUCUCUAAACCAGAACAUGUUACUAAACUUAUAAGGUAAACAGCACUUAGGAGGUUUUUUCCUGCCCAGUCCUUGAAAGUUACUUUUGUUUUCCUUUAUACCUUCUUUUCAUGAUAGUUGAUUAGUAGAUGUGCAAGAGUGAACUUGCUGAGCUUUACAGCUUCCACUACUGAAGAUACAGAGAAGGAGAUUAGAAUUGUAAUCUAUGCUGUAUUAUUUGGGCCCCUUUAGAAGUUGAUUGGAGGUCUGGGACCUCUCCCCAGAAAAGUGUACACACUACACAACUUUUUGUAUACAGUUUUUAGAGGUUCUUGGAUCCCCUAGAGUUUAAGAAUGUUACCAUUCAUACUUCAAUUUUGUGUUCUUGUUUUUGUUCUAGAAUGGUGCCUAGUACUGUGAUAAAUUGUGUAGUCCCAAUAAAAUGUUGGGUCUUUCUUGCUUAUGCUUUCCAAAUUUAGUAUUGAUGAAUUGACUUCUGAUGUAGCAUUAAGAAGUUAUUCUCAUAAAUUAGAAUCAUUGAAAUAAACUGCAUUGAUGCUUUUUCAUUA
Molecule: messenger RNA, 3709 nt
Organism: Phyllostomus discolor (pale spear-nosed bat)
Lineage: Eukaryota; Metazoa; Chordata; Mammalia; Chiroptera; Phyllostomidae
Gene: HTATSF1
Product: HIV-1 Tat specific factor 1
Exons: 10
Coding region: 417-2696 (759 amino acids)
Biological process (GO): mRNA splicing, via spliceosome
Cellular component (GO): U2-type spliceosomal complex; U2 snRNP
Molecular function (GO): RNA binding
Source: RefSeq, a predicted model, not a curated record